AUGUUUCUAAAACAUCUUGAUCUCACUACUGCUCUCCGGCCCGCGUACCUCCCUGACGAGGCCUUGCUUUUUGUUCAGGAUAACGUGGGCCUGUACGAGGGCAAGUACAAGUUGCCGAAUCAGCAGAAUGGCCAAGUUUAUCUCACCUCCCACCGGAUCUGCUACGUUGACAAGGAAGAACCUCGAAAACAUUCGGUUGCCCUUGACCUCAGGGAUGUCGAUCGGUACGAGUUUUAUGCUGGUUUCUUGAAAUCAUCGCCCAAGGUCACCCUUGUGCCGAAGCCACUGAAAAAGUCGUCUCUCUAUACCAGAGCCUCUGCCAUCUCAUCCCCGAAUUCCGCCCGUGGUCACGCCUCUUCUCCGGGUUAUGCUGAUGGUCCUUACCGGUCAUCGCCGGAGCCCGCACUUGUCGCAAAUGCGACUUGGGUCUGCACUAUAUGCAGCUUUUCGAAUGCUGUACCUUCGAACUUCGAUCCUACAACCGCUAACCUCCAUACCCCUCUGCCACCCUGUCUGGCCUGCGGUAUCAAGCCGACAUUAGCCCACGUACUCAAGGCGGCUAUAUCCAACGCGACAAGCAGGCCACCAGCACCCGCAAGUCCCGUACCGUCCACAAACUCCAUUCGUUCCAGUUUCCCGACAGAAGGUUCACAUGCGCCUACUCCGCCACUCAUUUCGUCUGGUACUGCUAGUAUCCCCGAUCCGUCAUCAGACUCGACUUCUCGGUUUCAGUGUCCCCGAUGUACUUUCCUCAACCACCCAUCUCUUCUAUCCUGCGAGAUCUGCGGUGCUUCAUUGCUCUCGCAGAACAGCGCCCAACUGAGAGGUCAGGGCGGGUCUAUCAGGACCGAGUCACCGGGACCCGUGCGGAACCAGUCCCGUGGGCUGGACACGGCUGAGAGCAUCAAAGUCUCGUUUCGAGGUGGCGGGGAGAAGAUAUUCUACGAGCGUCUAAAGGGAUCUAUGAUCCAACGCAAAUGGCUACUGCAAGGCGCCCCCCCUGUACCCAAGAGUGCCAGGACCAUUGACGAGAACGGCGCCGUUGUUCGCUCACCUCUGGGAGAAGGCACAGGGCGAAAGAAAGGGGUGGGUAUUGCCGGGCUGGAGCAGCGAGGGCUGGACAUACGCAAGAAUAACGAGGUCAUGAUUGGAAGUGCCUUUGAGGAUCUUGAUGCCCUCAUGGCGUCGGCCAAGGAGAUUGUGGCGUUAGCCGAGAGAUUUGCGCGGCAAGGGAAUGGCGGCAGCGGUGCGGCAGCCUCUGAAGCCAAUACCGUCCUGGCGGAAUCGGCGAGUCAGCUCGGAUUAGUGACGACGAAGGACAUCGUGGGAGGCAGCAGCUCAGAGAGGUUGUAUCUCUCCGAACUGGCCCGCAACCUCGCCGAAUUCUUGACCGACGACGCCAGAGGUGUGCUCAGGAAGGCCGGGGGUGUCAUCAAUUUCGUCGACCUCUGGGCCAUGUUCAACCGCGCUCGCGGCGGCGUCGAGCUGGUGAGCCCGAACGAUUUCGAAAAGGCCGCUCGGAUGUGGGAACCGCUCAAGCUCCCGGUCCGGCUGAGGACAUUCAAGAGUGGCGUCAUGGUGGUCCAGAGCAGCGACCGCACCGACGAGACCACGAUCAAGUCCAUACGUUCCUGGCUCGCCGACCUCCGAGAGUUUCCUCCGGACAAAGAAGUGCCCUGGAACUGGCACCGGUUCGGCCGUGGCGUGACAGCCCGGGAUGCAGCGGAGCGAUUUGGCUGGAGCAUCGGCGUGGCCGAAGAAGAGCUCGAGAUGGCCGAAGAGCGCGGGAUUCUCUGCCGAGAGGAGGGCAUCGAAGGCCUAAAGUUUUGGGAGAACUUCCUCGAUCCAGGUGCCGCUACUCGCAAGCCGCGAAGAAAGGUAUUAGCAGAGCCAGAGAGGAUCCUUAAGGCACUGGAAGAAACGGGAUUCCUUUGA
Molecule: messenger RNA, 1935 nt
Organism: Sodiomyces alkalinus F11
Lineage: Eukaryota; Fungi; Ascomycota; Sordariomycetes; Glomerellales; Plectosphaerellaceae
Product: Vps36-domain-containing protein
Exons: 2
Coding region: 1-1935 (644 amino acids)
Biological process (GO): protein transport to vacuole involved in ubiquitin-dependent protein catabolic process via the multivesicular body sorting pathway
Cellular component (GO): ESCRT II complex; late endosome membrane
Molecular function (GO): ubiquitin binding; phosphatidylinositol-3-phosphate binding
Source: RefSeq, a predicted model, not a curated record